Messenger RNA from Sodiomyces alkalinus F11, 4275 nucleotides. RefSeq names its product carbamoyl-phosphate synthase. Gene Ontology annotation, cellular component: cytoplasm; cytosol. Gene Ontology annotation, biological process: UTP biosynthetic process; 'de novo' pyrimidine nucleobase biosynthetic process; L-citrulline biosynthetic process. Bases 313 to 3828 code for a protein of 1171 amino acids. The transcript has 3 exons. Lineage: Eukaryota; Fungi; Ascomycota; Sordariomycetes; Glomerellales; Plectosphaerellaceae. Gene Ontology annotation, molecular function: dihydroorotase activity; aspartate carbamoyltransferase activity; metal ion binding. The record is from RefSeq and is a predicted model, not a curated record.
GCUGUACGGAGUACCUGACCUUUACCUCACUAGCCUGGGGAGAGAGAAACGAGUCACCACGAGUCACUCCAAGUCACAAAACUUUUUACAACCCCCUCUCUUCUUCUCUUCUACUUGGCCUUUGUCCUCCAUUUUCUAUUCCCUCUUCCCUUUGGUCCCAAGGUCACGAUCUGUCAAUCACACACCCUCUCUCCUCCUCCCUCCUCCCUCCGCCGUCCGCUCUACAAGAAACAACCCUCCAUUUUCCUCUCUUUCCUUUCCUUGACCAUCGACGAUUGACAUUGACCUACCUUGCCUGGACCAAAUAGAGCAAUGCCGUCGGCCAUGUCCCACUCCCUGGCAGGCCGGGCGCCGGCCGUCUUCCGACAUGGUCGACGAGUCCCGGCCGCUCUACCCAUCCGCCACUUCUCCCUCGCCGCCGCCUCUCCCAAGACCUAUACUGCCCUGCAGACCUCCCAUGCUAGGGCUCGCCUAGAUCAGAAGCGCCUCUUCUCUUCCUCCGCGCUGCGCUGCAACGCCGGCGUUCAAGCGGCCCCGAACCCCAGGGCUUACCUCGAGAGCGGUGUCAUCAAGCCCCAGGAGAUUGUCGAUGUGAAGAAGGUGUUGGUCAUUGGCAGUGGUGGUUUGGCCAUUGGUCAAGCUGGCGAGUUUGACUACUCAGGCUCCCAAGCUCUGAAAGCUCUCAAGGAGGCUGGCGUCUCCUCCGUUCUCAUCAACCCCAACAUUGCGACCAUCCAGACCAACCACACCCUCGCCGAUGAGGUCUACUACCUUCCCGUCACCCCCGAAUAUGUCACCUAUGUCAUCGAGAGGGAAAAGCCCGACGGCAUCUUCCUCUCCUUCGGCGGUCAGACCGCCCUGAACUUGGGCGUGCAGAUGCAGCGCAUGGGCCUGUUCGAGAAGUACGGCGUCAAGGUGCUGGGAACCAGCGUCCGCACUCUCGAGGUCAGCGAGGACCGCGACCUGUUCGCCCGCGCCCUCGACGAGAUCGACAUCCCCAUCGCCAAAUCCGUCGCCGUCGGCACCGUCGACGAGGCUCUCGAGGCCGCCGAGAAGAUCGGCUACCCCAUCAUCGUGCGCGCCGCCUACGCCCUCGGCGGUCUGGGCUCCGGCUUCGCCAACAACGAGGAGGAGCUGCACAACAUGGCCGCCCGCUCCUUGACCCUGUCCCCCCAGAUCUUGGUCGAGAAGUCUCUCAAGGGCUGGAAGGAGGUCGAGUACGAGGUUGUCCGCGAUGCCAAGAACAACUGCAUCACCGUGUGCAACAUGGAGAACUUCGACCCUCUCGGUAUCCACACCGGUGACUCGAUCGUCGUGGCCCCGAGUCAGACCCUGAGCGAUGAGGAGUACCACAUGCUGCGGUCCGCCGCCAUCAAGAUCGUCAGGCAUCUCGGCGUCGUCGGCGAGUGCAAUGUGCAGUACGCCCUCCAGCCGGACGGCCUCGACUACCGCGUCAUCGAGGUCAACGCCCGUCUUUCCCGCUCUUCGGCCCUCGCUUCCAAGGCCACCGGUUACCCUCUCGCCUACACCGCUGCCAAGAUCGGCCUCGGCCACAGCCUUCCCGAGCUCCCCAACGCCGUGACCAAGACGACCACCGCCAACUUCGAGCCCUCCCUCGACUACAUCGUCACCAAGAUCCCCCGCUGGGACUUGUCCAAGUUCCAGCACGUGAAGCGGGAUAUCGGCAGUGCCAUGAAGUCCGUUGGUGAGGUCAUGGCCAUCGGCCGGACCUUCGAGGAGUCGUUCCAAAAGGCCAUCCGCAUGGUGGACCCCAAGUUCGUCGGAUUCCAGGGCGCCAAGUUCGACGACCUCGACCACGAGCUGCAGAACCCCACCGACCGCCGCUGGUUGGCCGUCGGCCAGGCCAUGCUUCAUGAGAAUUACACUGUCGACAGGAUCCACGACCUGACCAAGAUCGACAAGUGGUUCCUCUACAAGCUGGAGAACAUCGUCGACACCACGCGCGAGCUGCAGGAGGCCGGCAGCCUGGACGCUCUCAAGAAGGACCUGGUCCUCAAGGCCAAGAAGAUGGGCUUCUCCGACAAGCAGAUCGCCCUGGCGAUCCACAGCGACGAGGACUCCGUCCGGAAUCUUCGCAAGCAGUUCGGCAUCCGCCCGUGGGUCAAGAAGAUCGAUACCCUCGCCGCCGAGUUCCCCGCCGACACCAACUACCUCUACACCACCUAUAACGCGUCGUCGCACGACGUGACCUUCGAGGACAACGGCAUCAUCAUCCUGGGCAGCGGUGUCUACCGUAUCGGAAGCUCCGUCGAGUUCGACUGGUGCGCCGUCAGUGCCACCCAGACCCUGCGCCAGAUGGGGAACAAGACCAUCAUGGUCAACUACAACCCCGAGACGUACUCGACCGACUUCGACACCGCCGAUAGGCUCUACUUCGAGGAGCUGAACUACGAGCGUGUCAUGGACAUCUACGAGCUCGAGACGGCUUCCGGUGUCGUCGUCUCCGUCGGUGGUCAGCUGCCCCAGAACAUCGCCCUCCGCCUCCAGGAGACGGGCGGCGCGAAGGUGCUGGGCACCGACCCCAAGGACAUCGACAAGGCCGAGGACCGGCAAAAAUUCUCCGAGAUCCUCGACAGCAUCGGCGUCGACCAGCCCGCGUGGAAGGAGCUGACGUCCGUGGAAGAGGCCGAGGUCUUCGCCAACGAGGUCGGCUACCCCGUCCUCGUCCGGCCCAGCUACGUGCUGUCCGGUGCCGCCAUGACCGUCAUCCGCAGCCAGGAGGACCUCAAGGAGAAGCUGGAAGCCGCCAGCGACGUCUCGCCCGACCACCCCGUCGUCAUCACCAAGUUCAUCGAGGGCGCGCAGGAGAUCGACGUCGACGGCGUGGCCUCGGAGGGCAAGCUGAUCCUGCACGCCGUCUCGGAGCACGUCGAGCAGGCCGGCGUGCACUCGGGCGACGCCACCCUGGUGCUCCCGCCCGCGAACCUCGACCAGGCCACCAUGGACGGCGUCAAGGAGAUCGCCGAGAAGGUGGCCAAGGCCUGGCGCAUCACGGGCCCCUUCAACAUGCAGAUCAUCAAGGCCGACGACCCGAACGGCGGCAAGCCGGCGCUCAAGGUCAUCGAGUGCAACCUCCGCGCGUCGCGGUCGUUCCCCUUCGUCAGCAAGGUGCUCGGCCGCAACUUCAUCGAGGUGGCCACCAAGGCCCUCGUCGGCCAGCAGGUGCCGCAGCCGGAGGACCUCAUGGCCGUCAAGCGGGACUACCUCGCCACCAAGGUGCCGCAGUUCUCCUGGACCCGCCUCGCCGGCGCCGACCCCUUCCUGGGCGUCGAGAUGGCCAGCACGGGCGAGAUCGCCUGCUUCGGCAAGAACCUCGUCGACGCCUACUGGGCCUCCCUCCAGUCGACCAUGAACUUCCGCAUGCCCGAGCCCGGCGAGGGCCUCCUCUUCGGCGGCCAGCUCGACCGCAAGUGGCUCAUCACCGUGGUCGACUACCUCGCCCCGCUCGGCUACAAGCUGUACGCGGCCGACGACGAGGUGAAGCAGUUCAUCGAGUCCAGCGCCCGCGACAAUGUGACUGUGGAUGUCAUCGAGUUCCCCAAGGAGGACAAGCGCGCCCUCCGCGAGGUGUUCCAGAAGUACGACAUCCGCGGCGUCUUCAACCUGGCCCGGGCCCGCGGCAAGACCGUCAUGGACGUCGACUAUGUCAUGCGCCGUAACGCCGUCGACUUUGGCGUUCCCCUGUUCAUGGAGCCUCAGACCGCCAUGCUCUUCGCCCAAUGCAUGAGCGAGAAGCUGCCCCGUCCUGAGGGCGUCCCCUCCGAAGUCCGCCGGUGGUCCGAGUUCAUCGGCGGCAAGCCGCUGUAAAUAUUAGCCAAGAGAAAAAAAAGGAAAAAAGGAAAAAUCGCCCACUGCAUCGCAGAUAAAACGCAAUGGGUCGUGUCUUGUUUUUCAUACCCCCCGCACCCCUUUCCCAGUCUUUCUUCUUUUCAAAUAUCGUGUGUCAAUUUAACCCUGUCUGUUCAUUUCGCAACAUUUGGAAGUAAAGUAGGCGUUGGAUUAUUAGGGCGAAGUUGGUGUGGAUGGAUGGGUUAUAUUCUUUUCUUCCCAGUGGCUUCCCCCCUGCUUGGCUCCGUUCUUGUUCUCCGUGUUCUCGGCUUAGAUUCUAGAGAAGCAAAAGGAAAAGAAAAGAAUAAAAAAAGAAGAAGAAAUGCGAGAGGGAGGGGAGAUGGCGGAGAUGUAACGAUCACUUGGUCGACAUCCAGGGACAUUGAAGGGAUGGAGUUAGAGAGUAAUACAAAAGAAAAGCAAAGC